CCCCGAUUAAUUCUUAUCGUUAGUUACCUACAGUACAACUUGUACAAUACCUACACCUAGGUUAGGUAGUUACAUACCUAACUAGCCCCGACACGCCGAUUUGGAUUUAUUGCCUUCAACUUCAACCUCAACCUUGCAGAAUACACAACCAAAUAAUAACAAAGCAACUGUUUACAUAAAGAUAAUUCAUUUUUAACCUCGAAAUCGAACCCCAAAUAGAUUCUCAAUAGUCAUACAUAUCAAAAUUCUAUCGGUUGGAAUCCAGUGUCGACACUAUUUUCAAUCAUGGGGAUGCAACCGCGAGCCGGAUCAUUAGCACAUAGCAACGGAACAAAUGGCACAAACAGCGAGGCAAGCAUCCGCAAAGAACCUCUCGAUAUCGAGGAGGUUCUGCGCAAAAAGAAAGAGGCCAACGAUGCAGCUGCGAAACCUAGAUUUAUCCCCAAGGCUGAGCGCGAGCGCUUAGCUGUAGAGAAGGAGAAAGAAGAAGAACAGAAGCGACGACGAAAAGCUGAGGAAGAAGCUCGGAGUAAACCUAGCGGGAGAUCUACAACCAGAAUAGAGCCCGAUAGACGACAUCCUGACCGUCACGACAGAAACCAGCCCCCAGCUGUUCCGACUGGGCCUAGAGCUAUGCGUCAAGCCGGCCACGACAGACGUGAUGGCGGUGGUCGCGACGGUGGCCGCGAAAACGUUGAUACGCGAGGAAAGUCAGGGGGUAAGAAAGCGGUAGCAGGCGAAAAACGGGCUGCUCCAGAAGAGACAGAAGCCGCAUUAAUACGAGCACGAUACAUGGGACCAGAGAUAAAUCAGUCGACCUUCUCGGCAAAGAAGAAGCGAAGGAGGACCACCGAAAAGAAAUUCAGCUUCGAAUGGGAUGCCGAAGAAGACACAACUCAGGAUCACAACCCAAUAUACGCAGAAAGGGCUGAGCCGACCUUUUUUGGAAGGGGGAGGCUGGCUGGGUUUAGUGAUGAUAUGACGGAGGAAAAUGCUAGGAAAUACGCCAGGUCGCUUAUAGAACGCGAUCCUGAGAACGGGGCACAGCGAGCCCAGGAAUUACUCAGCAUGAUGCAGAAAGCAAAGGAGAGAGCGAACCGAAAUGGGCUAGGGAAGCAUUGGUCAGAGAAGAAGCUCGAGGACAUGCGCGAACGAGAUUGGCGCAUCUUCAAGGAAGACUUUGGCAUCGCAACAAAGGGCGGGCUAGUUCCAAACCCGAUGCGAAAUUGGCAGGAGUCUGGCUUGCCUCGAAGACUGCUAGAGAUAGUUAGCAAAGUCGGAUACGACGAGCCAACACCCGUCCAGCGUGCAGCCAUUCCUAUUGCUCUACAAGCAAGAGAUCUAAUCGGUGUUGCCGUUACUGGUUCAGGAAAGACGGCUGCAUUCUUACUACCUCUACUGGUUUACAUCUCCGAGCUACCCCCUUUGACGGAAUUUACAAAGAAUGACGGCCCUUACUCAUUGAUCAUAGCACCAACCCGAGAGUUAGUCCAGCAAAUCGAGACAGAAGCAAAGAAGUUUGCGGGACCACUCGGAUUUACUGUUGUCAGCCUUGUUGGUGGGCACUCGCUCGAGGAGCAAGCAUUCGCCCUUAGGAACGGUGCCGAGAUAAUCGUUGCCACACCCGGUCGUUUAGUUGACUGUAUUGAACGACGCCUGCUGGUUUUAUCACAGUGUUGUUAUAUCAUCAUGGACGAAGCGGAUCGGAUGAUCGACAUGGGCUUUGAAGAGCCCGUCAACAAGAUUUUAGAUGCACUACCCGUCACCAACGAAAAGCCAGACACUGAAGCCGCCGAAGAUGCGCAGCUGAUGAGGCGGCAUUUAGGGGGCAAGGAUCGAUAUAGACAGACUAUGAUGUACACAGCUACUAUGCCGUCAGCUGUCGAGAAGAUCGCUAAGAAAUAUCUACGUCGCCCCGCUACGGUAACUAUCGGAAAUGCUGGAGAAGCUGUGGAAUCAGUUGAACAGAGAGUCGAGUUCGUUCCAGGAGAGGAUCGUCGUAAGAAGCGAUUGCAAGAGAUUCUAUCGUCUAACGAGUUUGCGCCGCCCAUUAUCGUCUUCGUCAACAUCAAGCGCAACUGUGAUGCCGUGGCUCGAGAAAUCAAGCACAUGGGCUUCUCUGCCGUCACUCUUCACGGUAGCAAGACUCAGGAGCAGCGAGAACAGGCCCUGGCCUCUGUACGCGGUGGCUCGACCGAUGUUUUGGUGGCGACGGACUUGGCAGGCCGUGGUAUUGAUGUUCCCGACGUCUCUCUCGUCGUCAACUUCAACAUGUCCACAAACAUCGAAAGUUACACACAUCGUAUUGGCCGAACGGGUCGUGCCGGCAAGAGUGGUGUUGCUAUCACCUUCCUAGGUAACGAGGACUCGGAUGUCAUGUAUGACCUCCGGCAAAUGCUUUCAAAGAGUGCGAUAUCCAGAGUACCAGAAGAAUUACGGCGUCACGAGGCUGCACAGCAGAAACCAAAUAAGGGGCCCAAGAAACUUGAGGAGAAGGGUUUUGGUGGAAAAGGGGGUGGAUGGGACUAGAGUCUUGCCCAUAAGACAGGCUUACUUACCUAUGGGAACUCUUGACUCAGUUUGAUGAAUGGAUCUAAUACAGUAACGUGUUUUAUACACGAUCGAAAUUACCUUUCAGGUUGUGUCCAGGGCCUUCGAUGAUCUUUAAUUGCCAACAACAGUUUGUGUUUACUUCGGUAUCUAUCCAUCUGAUGAUCUACCACUUGCCCCUGAAAUUACUUACAUUAGUAAUCCUUUAAGAUAUUUGUACGGGUAAAGGUUUCAGUUGGCUGUGAAUGUUAGGGGCUCGUUUGCUUAAGAUAACUUGAGGAUAUGUAGUGUAUUGCAAUGAGCCGGGCGAUGUAACAGACAAACAGGAGUCAAGCAUGGUUUCCAUAGGUUUCUAUGUCUAUAUCUUCCCGAUGCCGGACUUGACAAGCAUAUCAACCUGACAACACAUCAAGGCAUAUUCGUCUAUGCAUUCGUUAGGCAUCAGGAAGAUGAGAAGAAGGCAGUAAUGGCGGGAAAGGGAUGGAAAGAAGCAAGGUCUUAGGUAUGCAAAAUAACAAAAGAGAAAAUGCAAAGAUUUUUUGA
This is a messenger RNA of Hypoxylon fragiforme, 3093 nucleotides long. RefSeq names its product DEAD-domain-containing protein. Gene Ontology annotation, cellular component: catalytic step 2 spliceosome. Bases 286 to 2529 code for a protein of 747 amino acids. The record is from RefSeq and is a predicted model, not a curated record. The transcript has a single exon. Gene Ontology annotation, biological process: mRNA splicing, via spliceosome. Gene Ontology annotation, molecular function: RNA binding; ATP binding; RNA helicase activity. Lineage: Eukaryota; Fungi; Ascomycota; Sordariomycetes; Xylariales; Hypoxylaceae.